AUAUAUAGGUCUCUAGAACUUACCAUCUUAAAAUUUAUACGCAGUAUUCGUUCUAUUCGUUUUCUAGAUAGUAGCGCUUAUGUCAGUUUAUAUUAUUUGACACACAAAUAAACCACGUGUAUAAAACGUUGAGUGUUUUGUGAUACACGAAUUGAAAUAAUUGUAUCGUAUCUACGUUGAGAGCAACGUGUUUUUCAUUGAAUAAUACCUCUUAAUAAAAAAACUAUUAACGAUGUUCAAUCAAAGCGGAGGCCUACGAACUGGUACUUCGACAUCAUCUAAUCCAAUGCAGGAUUUUGAGGUUGUUUCUCCUCCGGAUGAUUCUAUCUCUAGUCUUGCAUUUAGUCCUGCAUCUAUUCCACAAAAUUUUCUUGUCGCCGGUUCGUGGGAUUGCAAUGUUCGCUGUUGGGAAGUUGAACAAUCUGGAAAAACAGUUCCUAAAUCAAUGCAAUCUAUGGCAGCUCCAGUGCUUGAUGUUUGUUGGAGCGAUGAUGGGACAAAAGUAUUCAUGGCAUCUUGUGACAAAACAGCAAAAUGUUGGGACUUAGCUUCAAAUCAGAGCAUUCAAGUAGCAGCUCAUGAUGCACCUAUUAAAACUUGCCAUUGGAUCAAAGCAAGUACAUAUUCAUGCCUUAUGACAGGUUCCUGGGACAAAACAUUAAGAUUUUGGGAUUUACGAAGUCCUAAGCCAGCAAUGACUAUAAAUUUAAUCGAGAGAUGUUACUGUGCUGAUGUUGAUUAUCCAAUGGCUGUAGUAGGAACUGCAGGCAGAGGACUAAUAGUUUAUCAAUUAGAGGGCAGUCCUAGGGAGUACAAAACAGUGGAAUUAAGUUUGAAAUACCAGUAUAGAUGUGUUGCUAUUUUUAGAGAUAAGAAAAAGGUUCCUACUGGUUUUGCAAUUGGUAGUACAGAAGGUCGUGUAGCAAUACAUCAUUUAAAUUUAAGUUCAAAAGAAAAUUUUACCUUCAAGUGUCAUAGAACGAAUGGAACUCCUAAUGGAUAUCAAGAUAUUUAUGCGGUCAAUGAUAUUGCCUUUCAUCCAGUUCAUGGUACUGUUGCAACUGUUGGAGGAGAUGGCACAUUUGGAUUUUGGGAUAAAGAUGCAAGAACUAAACUAAAGUCUUCAGAACCUAUGGAACAGCCUAUUACUCGCUGUUGUUUUAAUCACAAUGGACAAAUAUUUGCUUAUGCAGUGUCUUAUGAUUGGUCAAAAGGUCAUGAAUAUUAUAAUCCAGCAAAGAAAAAUUCCAUAUUUCUUAGACCAUGUUUUGAAGAACUAAAACCUAAAGCCUCACCGUAAAUCAGAGGAGCACCGACUAAUUAACUUAACGAGUUUCUGAAUUCUGUGAUGUGUUUCAAGAUGCUAGAUUUUAUAAUUACAAUUACAGGUUAUACUGUUCUUAUGGAUAAAUUAUAAUUUUCCUAUCUUUUAGCUACACGAGACAUUUUCUGCCAUUAUACCAUUAUAAUAAAUUGUAAAUAGUUUUGAUAUACAAUACAAUUGUAGUUUACAUUUUCA
This is a messenger RNA of Megachile rotundata (alfalfa leafcutting bee), 1519 nucleotides long. It is a transcript of the gene Rae1, whose product is annotated as ribonucleic acid export 1. Lineage: Eukaryota; Metazoa; Arthropoda; Insecta; Hymenoptera; Megachilidae. Gene Ontology annotation, molecular function: protein binding. The record is from RefSeq and is a predicted model, not a curated record.